This is a messenger RNA of Acanthosepion pharaonis, 600 nucleotides long. The record is from the annotation of a GenBank genome assembly. NCBI's taxonomy places the organism in Eukaryota, Metazoa, Mollusca, Cephalopoda, Sepiida, Sepiidae.
AUGUGCAUAUAUCUUUGUUCAUAUCUCUUACUUUAUCCAUAUCUUUCUUUCUUCUUCUUUCUAUCUAUCUAUCUAUCUAUCUAUCUAUCUAUCUAUCUAUCUAUCUAUCUAUCUCAGUCUGCGCAUAUUUCUGUCAACCUCAAUUAUGUGCAUAUGGUAUGUGCAUAUAUCUUUGUUCAUAUCUCUUACUUUAUCCAUAUCUUUCUUUCUUCUAUCUAUCUAUCUAUCUAUCUAUCUAUCUAUCUAUCUAUCUAUCUAUCUAUCUAUCUCAGUCUGCGCAUAUCUCUGUCAACCUCAAUUAUGUGCAUAUGGUAUGUGCAUAUAUCAUAUCUCUUCUUUUAUUCAUAUCUUUUUUUUAUCCAUAUCUUUUUCUUUCUUUCUUUUUUUCUAUUUCUUUUCUAUCUAUCUAUCUAUCUAUCUAUCUAUCUAUCUAUCUAUCUAUCUAUCUAUCUAUCUCAGUCUGCGUAUAUCUCUGUCAACCUCAAUUAUGUGCAUAUAGUAUGUGCAUAUAACUCUGUUCAUAUCUCUUACUCUAUCCAUAUCUAUCUAUCUAUCUAUCUAUCUAUCUAUCUAUCUAUCUAUUUGUGCGUAUUAUGUUAA